UCCUCUUCUCAUUCAUCAUUCACAUCUUGAUAGCUAACAAAUUCUUCACCGGAAAAAGUAGCCGUCGCCGGACAUACGCCGGAGAAAAAAAGGGUUAUCAACAACAAAGUACUCAUCAAAUUCUAUAUAAUAUAUAUAGUCAUAUAUAUCAAGAAUAUUGAAAAUGGCAACAAUGUACGAGAAUAAUGAUCUUGCAACUGAGCUGAGAUUAGGGUUACCUGGUACAACAGAUAAAUCGAAGACACAAGUAUCUUCGACUAGUACUAAUAAAAGAUCUUUAUCAGAGAUGGAUAGCUCCUCAGAUAUUAUAAAUCAAAAUGAUCAACAAGACUCCUCCCCUCCACCAAAAGUACAAAUUGUUGGUUGGCCACCAGUAAGAUCUUAUAGGAAGAAUGUUAUUGUCCAAGCCAAGAUAUCAAAUAUUGAUGUUUCCUUAGGAAUGUAUGUGAAAGUUAGCAUGGAUGGAGCACCUUACUUAAGGAAAAUUGACCUUAGGGUUUACAAAAAUUAUCAAGAAUUACUCAAAGCUUUGGAGUUCAUGUUCAAGCAUCCCAUUGGUGUUUACUUAGAAAAAGAAGGCUACACUACUAGUGGAUCUGAUUAUGUAUUAACAUAUGAAGACAAAGAUGGUGAUUGGAUGCUUGUUGGAGAUGUACCAUUGGAUAUGUUUAUUAAUUCUUGUAAAAGGCUUAGAAUCAUGAAAGGGUCUGAUGCUAAAGGUUUGGGGUGCCUAUAGGGAUCUCAUAGAUU
Solanum stenotomum is the source of this 750-nucleotide messenger RNA. Its product is annotated as auxin-responsive protein IAA3-like. The transcript is spliced from 3 exons. Gene Ontology annotation, biological process: regulation of DNA-templated transcription. Bases 164 to 736 code for a protein of 190 amino acids. The record is from RefSeq and is a predicted model, not a curated record. Gene Ontology annotation, molecular function: protein binding. Gene Ontology annotation, cellular component: nucleus. Lineage: Eukaryota; Viridiplantae; Streptophyta; Magnoliopsida; Solanales; Solanaceae.